CCUUACAUCUCACCAAGCAAAGAAAAAUAAACCACUACAAAGUACCAGAGUACAACACAUAUAAUAGCAAUGGCACACUGUGGAAGCAACUACUACGAGAAGGAGGUCAUCCGUGAGAGGCCAUGCGACUCUUACUCUGAAUACAGCAGGGUUGAUGGUGGAUAUGGAAGGCCUAGCUACCCAAUCGGCCACCGCCACCACAACAAUGUGGUGAGUGAUGUUGUGUAUGAGAGCAGCAGCAUCCCUAGCUAUGGUCACCACCACCACCAUGGUGGUGCCCACAACAACGUGGUGACUGAAGUUGUGUAUGAGAGCAGCGCCAUCCCUAGCUAUGGCCACCACCACCACCAUGGUGGCGCUGAGAUUAUUGAGAGGAAGGAAGAGCGUAUUGUUUAUGAGAACGAGUACGAUCCAUACAGGAGGAUGUGCUAAAACAGUGCAGCAAAUCAGCUCCUGCCUGCAACAACUGACAGCAAUUAAUCAAAUAUGAGUAUUAGUAAAAUAAGUUGCUCAUUAUUCCAGUACUACCAUGUACGAGUACUAUAAAUCGUAUUGUACUCCAUUAUUUCUAUGAUUAAUAUGGCAUUUACUUUCUGCAAA
Beta vulgaris subsp. vulgaris (sugar beet) is the source of this 600-nucleotide messenger RNA. RefSeq lists its product as hypothetical. The transcript has 2 exons. The record is from RefSeq and is a predicted model, not a curated record. Lineage: Eukaryota; Viridiplantae; Streptophyta; Magnoliopsida; Caryophyllales; Amaranthaceae. Bases 70 to 432 code for a protein of 120 amino acids.